AUGGGUGGUUUGCCAUUCUGGCUGUGGUGGUUUGCAUCGAUAUUUUUAUUGCUGAGGCGAACAGCCGUUGCUUUUACACUAGUUCAUGAUACUGCUGAUUCUGUAUUGUCUUGGCGACUUAAACGAGAUUUUAUCAAUGAAACUAGCACUGAUGCAAUGCUUAGUCAUCGCCCAAAAACACCCGAAGAACUUAAGAUUCCUCAAUGUGAGGAUUCGAUAGCUGAUUGUGCGUAUGGUGGUAAAUGCGUCACGGGACCAAACGGCUAUAAAUCGUGUUUAUGUCCAGCCAGCUGUCCAGUUUCAAUACCAGUUUCAUGUAGAGCUGAGAAACAUGAUGAUUACUGCUUAUCGAUGAGUGAUGAGUAUCGUGAGAAAUUCUUGCUCCCUGAACCGGCAUGCCAUAUGGGUAUUUGCGUUUGUCCUCCAAUGUUUGAUCCAUGGAAAAUGGAGGGAUCUGUUAAACUACUGCCGUUCAAAUGUGAUAGAAGGGAACUGCGAGUGCAAGGAGUGGCUUUGCCGUCAGAUUCGGUCUAUCAAGGCACAGAUGCGAUGCUUUUUUGUUGCAUCAAUAUGGAUCCCCGAACUUUCGUGAAUGAAGAUGGUGUGAUUAGGCAGGUGGAUUUUAUUCAAAACUCAUCAAUCAUUCGUGAGCCGACCAGUACACCAUAUCAUGAAAUAUUCACGGACGGUUUUGAGCCACCACGAUGUUGGUCUUUGGACAUAAAGAAUGCUCAGUUUUCGGAUAGUGGCUCCUAUCUGUGUCAUGUCAAAGCGAUGGGACGCCACGAAAUGCUGACCAAUUUCACAAUUGAAUUCGUUGUAAAAGUAAACGAGAUGGAACAAGCAGAGCAGUUCGAACGACACCAGCAUCAAUCAUUGAAUUUAAUCACUGGUCAUGCUCGUCGAGAUGAGGAUGAUGUUGAUGUGAAAAUGUCCUUAUUCUCGUCGUUAUCAGAGCCACUUGCCACAACAAUAUCAUCACCUUUUUAUCCAGAACAUAUGCUAACGCUUAACACGAUUAAUAAAAUGUAUACUGGUCAUGCUCCACGAAUGAUACAGAACGUGACAGUUAAAGCGAACGCAACUCAUGCAGAGGUAUUCUGGGAUACGCAGGAAGGUCCCAUGCUCAAAGUCGAAUUCAGGCUGGUACGACGAACUGAUGGAGUUGAAGUUUGGGCGCAGAAGAAUACAAAACCUGGUGUUUUAAUUCAAGAUCUCUCACCAGCAACCCCAUACACUCUUUUUAUAUCCGUUUAUGAUGGCCAGAAUGAUCCAUUCAAGAUUACUGAGCAGUUUACGACAUCUGAAAGUGCUCCAGAUCCUCCUACUCUUGGUGAAAUUCGUCUGUUGAAUUUAAGAGACGGUCUUAAGUGUGAGGUGGAAUGGACGCCACCAAAAACUCCCAAUGGACGAAUCACUAAGUAUUACGUGACUGUUCGUGGGUCAGUGCGAUAUGUGUCACCCGGUGGAAUGCUUUCAAAUGACGAUUUUCCAGUGGCUGAAAAAGAGCGUUGUGCCAACUAUAAUGGUGAUAAGAGUGGCUUCACGAAUGCAGACGCGAUCGCCGAUUUCUACUCAUGUAGAUUUGGUCCUCUUAAGCCAAAUCGUAACUACACUGCCACAGUGUGGGCGGAGAACGGUGCUGGUCGAAGUAAGGCAGUGGUUUUUACCGAGCAGUGUGUAACGAAUUAUGCGCAGCCAGAUACAGUUGAUGCACCCGCGUCUCUACCGCAGAAUGGAACUGCAUUCGGUCUAUCCUUCACAAGUGAGCCAGAUGAGACAAACGGACCCGUUGCAUGUUAUUAUGUAGCAGUUGUUCCACUUUCACCGAAUGUACCUAUUGAGAGUCUACCUGCGCCAGAUUCAUUGGUAGUUGACACAUUUGCAAAGGCGAUGAAUAAUAAUAUCAGAGACGAACAUGGCAAUACUGUCCAAGUUAGUACGUUCAUUCACCAGGCUCGAGAACAACAUAAUCCGCGGUAUUUUGCAUAUAUCGCCGAAAGCUAUAUGCAGUUACCACAGCGAACCUAUGUGGGAGAUGGUAACACCACAGCGGGUGUUGAGCCAUGCAACGUUCUAUAUCUAAGCCGACAUAGACCUGAAGAUCCAGCACUACGUCCCGGAUUAAAGUAUACAGGAUUUUUGAUUGUGCGCGUCGAUCGUGAUGAUUCGGUUCGUGAGGAAAUACUCCGUCAGUCUGAUCCUUUUUUCUCGAAGCGUAAAAGACGGCGGUUGCGAUCAUCAGAUUUGACUGCUGAACGAAUUCACGUAGAAAAAGAAAAAAGUAGAUGGUUCAGCUACACUGAACAGUCUGAUGCAGCUGGUCGAUCGAGAGCCAUGCGACAGUUAAUAAUUAGUGGACCAGCUUACGGUUUUAGUAGUUACUUCAAACCUGUACUUCUUCAAGCAGCCGAUGGGAGUAUGGGACAGUCGUGGAUAUCAGUGUUGUUUAUCGUGCUCUCUCUACUAUUGUUCACGGUUGUUAUUUUUUCAGGAGUUGUCUACAUCCUUCACAGCACUUCAUUCUCAUCAUGCGCAUUACCUCGGAGGCGAGGCAUCAUACGGCAGUUGUGUCCAAUGAAGAAGGAUCGUGUUCUGUUGAAACCGAUGUUCCAUGCAACACCAGUAGAGGACUUACCUCAAGAAUUUGUUAUGCGACAUCGAGAUAGCAAUUUUCUUUUUAUUUCUGAAUUCGAGGCAUUGCCUCACUACCAUAGAAUGUACGAAUCGUCAUCAUCUGAACGACGCGAUAAUGCGCAUAAAAAUCGUUACAAUGAUAUCAAAGCAUUUGAUGCAACUCGUGUGAAAUUGUCACAGAUCGGAAGUGAUUCAAGCUCGGAUUAUAUUAAUGCCAAUUUCAUCAAGGGAUACAAAGGCCGCAAAACAUUCAUUGCGACGCAAGGCCCUUUGGAUGCAACUGUGGAUGAUUUCUGGAGAAUGAUUUGGGAGCAUAACGUCUCUGUCAUUGUGAUGGUUGCAAACCUUUAUGAGCGUAACAGGUCUCAGUGCUCGAAGUAUUGGCCUGAUGAAACGCCGAAAAUGUACGAUAGCUUAGAAGUGCGUCCGGUUGAGGUAAAUUAUUAUUCUGAUUAUGCGGUGCGUCGUUUCGAAAUCAGGCGUCCACAGAAGAGUGUUGCAAACGGUUCCACUGCUGGAGGUCAGCCUGCUGUUAUUUGCUAUGAAGCAGCUGAUGUGAAUCAAGAUGCCGUCGCUGUCACCGUUAAUACCUCAAGACGUUCUUCAAUGCGUGGCUCACGUGAGUCGAAUCUUGAUUCGGAAUAUGCAAAUGUACCAAAAAUAAAAGACGCUUCGAGUCGUGCUUCUAAAACGAGUGCAUCGCUUAUUGCUACUCGUGAUGCCGAAUCUAACCUCGAAUCCGAAGACAUUCGGGCAGUUACGCAGUAUCAUUUCACGGCUUGGAACGAUCUUCAAGCGCCCGAAUGCACUACUGGUUUGCUGAGGUUUCUAUCAAAAUUACGUAAAAUACCAGAAUACCAGUCUAGUCCCGUUGUUGUUCAUUGCAGUGCUGGUGUGGGCCGUACUGGAACUUACAUUGCGAUCGAUAGUCUUUUGGAUCAGUGCAUUGAGGAGAACAAAGUUGAUGUAUUUGGUUUUGUAUCUGAAAUGAGAAAGCAACGCAACAUCAUGGUUCAGAACUUCGAGCAGUAUAUGUUCAUCUAUAAGGCACUAGCUGAAUGGUAUAUAUUCGGUGAGACGGACGUCGAGGUUGAUCAAAUUGAUGAAUAUUAUCGCGCACUGAAAGAGCCUCGUCGUGAUCGACGUCCAUCGUCAACCAGUAGUGCAGGUAAUAACUCUGCAAUUGCUGCUGUAAUGGUCAGAUCAGCUACCAAAGCAACGAAUGCUAAUGGUGAUAUCAGUGAUACUAAUAAGGGUUCUACCGAGUUAGAACGCGAAUUCAAGCGUUUGCAAUGUUCGUUAGAUUUGAAUCGCACUUGUGUGUUUGCACAUAAACCUGAAAACGCACCAAAGAAUCGAUACGAGAACGCAGUGCCGUAUGAUCAGUGUCGAGUCGUAUUGACAAUUGUCGUCGGCAGUGUUACUGAUACCACAUACAUAAACGCAUCAUCCGUUAAGGGUUAUUUUUACCCGUACAUACUAGCUCAAGAUCCUCUUUCUGAACAAACCUGCUAUGAUUUCUGGCGUAUGAUUGGUGAUCUGAAUUCAAAGGCUCUGGUGAUGCUGUCGAACGUGGAAGACUUCGCCGAAUGCGAAAAAUACUGGCCAAGCGAAGUAGGACAAUCGAUAAGCUUUGGUGCCGAUGGUGAUUUUUCGGUGAAAUUAGUGAGCGAAGAGGUGUUUCCUUCGUUUGUUCUCAGGAAAUUCACCUACAAAUUUACAACGGAGAAGAUGUAUCGUGAGGUGAUGCAGUUUGAUUAUUUAUGCUGGCCAACCGGUAGUAUCGUUCCAACGUCAACGGAUUCUCUGAUCGAUUUGAUUAGUAGAGUUUUAUCUCUGCAAAGUGAUCAUCAAGAAGCUGGACCCAUCGUUGUUCAUUCCCGGGAUGGAUCGUCAGAAACCGGUGUAUUAUGUUGCAUUUCGUUACUGUUGGAAAGGUUAAAAGCAGAACAUAGAAUUGAUGUAUUUCAAACGGUUCGGAGUUUACAGCAGAUUCGACCGCUUAUGUUUACAAAAUUGGAUAAGACUCGUGAUGAUGAUGAUCCCUCUGAACAGUACGAGUUUUGCUAUAAAGCAGUAAUCGACUAUUUGCAUUCGUUCAACGACAAGAGUGCGCCAUGUUGA
This is a messenger RNA of Anisakis simplex (herring worm), 4761 nucleotides long. Lineage: Eukaryota; Metazoa; Nematoda; Chromadorea; Rhabditida; Anisakidae. The record is from the annotation of a GenBank genome assembly.